UACGUGCGCGCGGCGCCGGGGAAAUGCAGAGCGAGCCAAGCAGAGCACUACCGUAAUAGGCACAAGCCACCACGCGCACAGGCAAGCCGCUUGAAAAAACACACCAGCCACUUACUGCAAGGAGCGCUUUGUAACUUCACCACUAACGAGGCCAAAGGCUAAAAUGGGAGGCAAGCUCAGCAAAAAGAAGAAGGGAUACAAUGUAAACGACGAGAAGGCCAAAGACAAGGACGCCAAGGCGGAGGGCGCCUCGGCCGAGGAGAGCGAAGCCCCCAAAGACGCCAAGGACGAAGCCCCCGUCGCCACGGAGAACGCCGAGGUAGCGAACGACACCGCCGCCAAGGAGGCGCCCGCGGCGACGGACGCCACGGGUACCAAGGAAGAGGACAAGAACGCCGCCCCCGCCGCCGCCGCCGCCACCAAGGAACCGGAGAAGCCCACGGCCAACGCCGAGGCCAAAGCGGAGGCGCCCAAGACCGCCGAGCCGAAAGCCGAGGAGAAACCAGCCGCACCGGCCCCCGCUAAAGAGGCAGCCCCCGCCCCCGCUGCUAAAGAACCAGAGGUGAAGGCCCAGGCCCCCGCUCCGCCCGCGGCCCAGGCUGAGAGCAAAGGCGAGGCCGACGCCCAAAAGACUGAGGCCCCCGUGGCUCCAGCAGCCAAAACCGAGGCGGCCCCUACCGCUGCCUCCCCCGAGCCCAAGCCAACAGAGGCAGCCCCUGCCCCAGCCAAGGAGGCCGCUGCCGCCGCCCCAGUGAAGGAGGCCCCAGCCCCAGCCCCUAGUUCAACAGCAGCCGCAGAGCUAGCCGCACCAGUCAAGGAAGCAAAUGCCACAGAGGCCCCAGUUCCAAGCAAGGAUCAAACCGUAGCAGUUCAAGAUUAAUGGACAGCUUCUUUUAUGAUUCAAAAAAAUAAAUAAUAAUGUACCUAACAACAACAACAACAACAACAGCAAAGUAAAAAGAGAUAAAAAAUUGGAAAUGAAAUAGCCCACCCAUAUUAAGAUAAUGAUAAUAAUUGUAAUGAUGAUGAUCCUGGUGAUAAGUUUUAGAGAUGGAUUGUGACAACAACAUUGAGAAGGAUUCCGCUGCUGCUGAGAGAUGAUUAUAUUAUUACUAUUAUUAUUGUUAGUUAUUCUAUUUUUUUCUUCUGUAGUAUUUGAACUUUGAUACAAGUCUGUGUCAACCAUACCCCACCCACUUCAUCCCACAUCCAUCGUCCCUCACGCAUUUAUAGGAUUCAGCCUGACUCCAUCUCAGGCACAGGCAGCCCUCUGUCUUUACGACUCUGGGGCCAAACACCGUUACAUUUCCCUGGGUGAUCUGUGCUACGGAUGUCUGAAAAAUGAAACUGGGGUUAAAAAAAAAAAAAAAAAAUAUGAAAGGGGGCUAGAAUCUCUUUACCAGCUGGACAUAC
Hypomesus transpacificus is the source of this 1413-nucleotide messenger RNA. It is a transcript of the gene basp1, whose product is annotated as brain abundant, membrane attached signal protein 1. The coding region runs from base 164 to 880 and encodes 238 amino acids. Lineage: Eukaryota; Metazoa; Chordata; Actinopteri; Osmeriformes; Osmeridae. The record is from RefSeq and is a predicted model, not a curated record. The transcript has 2 exons.